This is a messenger RNA of Austrofundulus limnaeus, 2816 nucleotides long. RefSeq names its product WW domain binding protein 11 (gene wbp11). The transcript has 12 exons. The record is from RefSeq and is a predicted model, not a curated record. The coding region runs from base 197 to 2362 and encodes 721 amino acids. Gene Ontology annotation, cellular component: spliceosomal complex. Gene Ontology annotation, biological process: RNA processing. Lineage: Eukaryota; Metazoa; Chordata; Actinopteri; Cyprinodontiformes; Rivulidae.
UUGCGCGCCACUUCCGGUGGGCGGUGYUAAACGGUAGUCCAUUGCAGACGGCUAAUGAAUUUUUUGUUGUUUGAAUUUAGUCCAGGAGGCGUAGGGUUUUCUGUUCAGGACUAUUUUUUUCUUUUUCUUUGUGCAUUCACGGGAUUGUAAAAAGGUUGUUUUCAUUUGCAGGGAGUGAAGGAGAAAGACCGCAAGAAUGGGGCGACGUUCAACUUCCUCCACCAAGAGUGGGAAGUUUAUGAACCCCACUGAUCAGGCCAGAAAAGAGGCCAGGAAAAGGGAGCUUAAAAAGAACAAGAAGCAGAGGAUGAUGGUGAGAGCCGCUGUGCUGAAGAUGAAGGAUCCCAGGCAGAUCAUCAGAGACAUGGAGAAGCUGGAUGAGAUGGAGUUCAACCCAGUUCAGCAGCCUUUGCUGAAUGAGAAGGUGUUGAGGGACAAGAGGAAGAAGUUGCGUGAAACGUUUGAACGCAUUAUCCGACUGUACGAGAGGGAGAAUCCUGACAUGUACAAGGAGCUGCGCAAAUUGGAGCUCGAAUACGAAAGCAAACGAGGGCAGCUGGCACUUUAUUUUGAUUCAGUGAAGAAUGCAGAGUCAGUGGAGGUUGAUAGCAUCCCAUUACCCGACAUGCCUCACGCCCCCUCCAACAUCCACAUCCAGGACAUCCCGUUACCAGGGGCUCAGCCUCCUUCUAUACUAAAGAAGACUUCCUCUUUUGGUAAAGGACCUCUUUCAUCAUCUUCUGGACCGGGGUUAGGAACAGGAUCAGCUGUCCCACGUUUACCCCCGGGGAAGAAGCCUCCAGGACCCCCACCAGGUCCCCCACCUCCACAGAUCCUGGCGCUGUAUGGCAUUCCUUCACGACAACCUUAUGGCUCUGAAGCAGAGCCUGCUAUUCCUGGACUGGACAGGGAAGUUGCCAUGAAUUUGGGCAGAGACGAYAGCGGCAGUGAGAGCGACAGGGAUCAGGAUGACCUGGACGACAACAGCGACUCUGAAGACGACAGCGAAGAAGAGAGAGAGGAAGGAGGAGACRGUGACCAGAGAGGACGUGCGGAGCGGCAGGGUGAAGACAGAGACGAGGACAAGGACAAAAGUGAAAGACAUGCUGGUCGCAGUGUACGGUUUGCAGAUAUGCCAUCAGACGCUUCUCAUGAUGGGAAAAGAAAGAAAACAAGGGUGGUGAAGAAAGCCAAAGCCAUCACACCCCUGCAGGCCAUGAUGUUACGGAUGGCAGGUCAGUCAGUUCCUGAUGAAGAGGAAGAAGAGGUAGAGGAAGAGUGCACAGAUGAGUCAGACGUCUCAGACUCUGAGGACAGGGGCCCACCAGGGGACAGUCAGUCCCAAGUGAUGGUCACUCAGCACAUGCCCCCUCCUGCUGGGGCUGUGGGACAGCAAGGACCUCCACCUUUGCAAGGACCACCAAUGACUGGGCCUCCUCCACUGGGGCCACCGCCAGCUCCUCCUAUGAGACCUCCUGGUCCUCCCUCUGGUCCUCCUCCUGGCCCCCCACCAGGUGCUCCUCCAUUUUUGAGGCCCCCUGGGAUGCCUGGAGGACUCAGGGGCCCUAUGCCUCGUCUUCUGCCCCCUGGUCCUCCACCAGGUCGACCUCCUGGUCCCCCACCCGGCCCCCCUCCUGGUCUCCCACCAGGCCCUCCACCACGCGGACCCCCUCCCAGACUACCACCUCCAGCUCCACCAGGAAUCCCACCUCCUCCCCCAAGAGCAGGAGGCCCCCCUCGUCCUCUUGCGCCACCACUCUCCAUGUUUCCUCCCCCUCUCAACUCCAAUGUGCUGAGUGCACCUCCCAACAUUGUUCAGAGACAAAAGGCACUCGGGUCAGGCCAGGAUGGUUCACAGACCAGCAUGCCACCCCCUGCCAUGCCCAUGCGGCCAGGGGUCAUGCAGAUGCCCCCCCCACCUGGGACAGCUGCUGCAGGUGGAAAUCCCGGCAGCCACCACGCAGCCACCAUCGAAAAACGCGCCAACAUCACUUCCGUCGCAGCGGGAGGCAGCCUGGCUGCAGGCGCCGGCUCUGCAGGGGCCACCAUCUCUGCCAAGCCUCAGAUUAUCAACCCCAAGGCAGAGGUCACCCGCUUUGUGCCCACAGCACUGAGGGUGCGUAGGGACAAGAGUGGAGCGACACCAGGGGCUGCGCCAGGGCCUCUGGAGAAAGGAGGGGGCGGUGCUGGAGGAAGGCGGGGGGAUGAAGGUGCAGGAGGAGCCCACUGGCAGAAACAGCCAACAGCAGCUUCAAUGGGACAGGUCAACCCAUCCCAAAUGGGUGCUGUGUCUCAGCCCAGCAUGAAGACUAAAGACCAGGUUUAUGAAGCCUUUAUGAGGGAGAUGGAGGGACUCCUCUGAAACUCAGUGGGGGUGUUGGUAUUGUUCUACACAGCGUUUUAUUUUCUUUGGAUUUUAUGUGUGCAGAGUAGAAGUAGCUGUGUUGAGAUCAGUCAGCAAGAUUACUUUCUAUGUGGGUAAAACAGACUGUGACAUCCUCAGCAUGGUAACUUUCACCACAAUUCAUUAGAUCAUAAAUUUGAUUUGAUCGUAAAUUCAUUGGAUUGAACCAUUGUUUUAUUUUUCUCAAGACAAUUGAACACUAUGCUUAAAAGUACAUUUAUCAAUGGUAUGAUUUUUAUUUUUGGAACUUAGUUUUUUUUGUGUGUGUUUCCAACCAGUCCAGUGUCUUUUGGCCAUAAAAAAGCAGUUUUUGUAUUAGUUUUUAUUUUAGUGGUUAUUAUCUAAAUAAAGUAACAAUGACAAAACCUAAGUCUGAAACUGAACAUCAGUUAAAUAAAUAUUUUAAAACAAA